AUGUCAGAGGAUGAGCGCGGUGAUCUCCCUGCUGGAGAGGGAGGGGAUGAAGAUGGCUAUGAUACCGUUGAUGCAAGGCCAGACAGAAGCAGCAGGCGCUCACUUUUUUGGGGAAAAAAGAAGAAUGGAGAAGAAGAACAGCCAAAGCCCUCUCUCAGUAAUCAAUACCGAAUUGUUACACCCACAUUCCAGUAUAAUAUGGAUUACAAGAAAGUUGGCAAAUGUAUUAUUAUAAACAACAAAAAUUUUGAAGACAAAACAGGAAUGGGCACACGCAAUGGCACCGAUAAAGAYGCUGGAGAUCUCGCCAAGAGCUUUAAAAACUUGGGGUUUGAGGUUCACACCUACAACGACCGAAGCCGUGAUGAUAUGGAGAAAUUACUGAAGCAAGCUGCUGAGGAGAACCACAGUGAUGCUGCUUGUUUUGCCUGCAUCCUCCUAAGCCAUGGGGAAGAGGGGCUCAUCUAUGGCACAGAUGGACCCAUGGCCAUCAAGAGYCUGACUGCACUGUUCAGGGGAGACAAGUGUAAAAGCCUCAUAGGCAAACCCAAACUGUUUUUCAUUCAGGCCUGCAGAGGCUCUGAGUUUGAUGAAGGUAUACAAACUGACUCUGGACCUGCCAAUGACACCCUGGAAACAGAUGCCAACCCAAGAUAUAAAAUCCCAGUAGAAGCAGAUUUUCUGUUUGCAUAUUCCACAGUGCCAGGUUAUUACUCCUGGCGAAAUCCUGGGAGAGGCUCCUGGUUUGUGCAGUCUUUGUGCUCUGUGCUAAAUGAGCAUGGAAAGCAGCUUGAGAUCAUGCAGAUCCUCACACGGGUCAACUAYGUGGUGGCCACAAAUUUCGAGUCGCAGUCUGACGAUCCACGCUUCAGCGAGAAGAAGCAGAUUCCCUGCGUGGUCUCCAUGCUCACUAAGGAACUUUACUUCUGAAAGUGUAAUGCAGCCCRUGGUGAAAGGUCAGGCUAUGGUUUUGGGUGGAGAUGUGAUUAUAAACAGGAGUAAAACAUUUUUAAUAGCAGAAAUGUAAGAACACUAGAUUUUUUGUAUUGUAUAAGCCGGGGUAUCUGAUGGAUGGACAGUAUGCAAUGUUUUAAAGAAGUAAAAGCUGUGAACCAGCCUGACAGCUAUUGCUAAUUAUUGUAUCUUGGUUUCCCUUAGUGUGGCUGUCAUGAUUUAUGGCUACUGAAGAUGUUACCAGUCAGCUACCUGGCCCAUAAAGGUUUUUUCCCAGAAAGCAGAUUUUAAAUUAAGAAUAAAACCAAAAAAUUUUGAGACUCCUUCUCUUACUGCUAGCUUAUGGAACCAUAACCUCCUUGGAAAAUUCCAAAGACCAUCAUAUUAUGGGGUAUGUCCCGUGAUAGAACAGUUUGUAGCUAUUUUAAAGGGUGUUUCUUGGUCUCAUAUAAUCAUUUCUUUUUAAUGAACUUUAUUAAUGAAGGCUAAUGGUUGCUCUGUGCUUUAUCUGAAAGUCAGUUUACUUAAUCAUCAUUCUAGCAUUGAAUGAAUGUGUAAAAAGAUCAGUAUUUUUAGAUUAUUUACCUGAACAAUAUGGAAUUAUAACAAAUAGAACAAUCAAAAUUAAAAUCUUUGUGAAAGAUUGGCAAAUUUUACUUGGAUGAUACUGUAUUAAAGUGCCAUUAUAAAGACAUUUUGCCUUGCAAUGAAAAUUGACUGAUAGAACAGCCUGAAACAGUGGUAUUGCAGUUCUUCUGCUUGCAGAAAUAAAAAUAUCUGCUUGUUGAUUCAGAAGUUUUGAACCAUCAGAAGUUAAUGACAAGGCUUCAUUAUAAAAUGUUUAAAUUUAAUGUUGAAAAGAUAGAAUUAUAUGUUCCAGAUUUAACUUCUAUUUGUGAGGAGUUUUACCAAAACUGGAAAUGCUUACUUGAAUCAGAAACCAAAAGUGCCUUCUUAGUUACUGUACGGUCUUGAUUUUGUGUUUUAGAUUUACGUGUUUUAGAGUUACAUAUAUUUCUACUUUUUAUAUUCUCUCUAUAGUUGGUAGCUAGCUCAAAAAAGUAAGUUUAAUGAUUUGGUUAAACUGAUAAAGGAUUAGUUGUUCACUCUUUUCCYAAUCAAUGUACUCUAUACUGUUUUGCAAUCUUCUAAGAAAAUAAGUUCAUAGCAUUAAAGCCAAGUUACCAAAUUGUGAAUUUUAUUUUCUUACAAAUACUGUGACAUAGUGAGACAUCUAUUUUUCAUAAGUCAAAUUUACAGAUUUUUGAAUUAAAUAAAUGGUUGUUUUAUGGAUGUAUUGAGCAUGACAUCAA
Molecule: messenger RNA, 2267 nt
Organism: Malurus melanocephalus (red-backed fairy wren)
Lineage: Eukaryota; Metazoa; Chordata; Aves; Passeriformes; Maluridae
Gene: CASP7
Product: caspase 7
Exons: 6
Coding region: 1-930 (309 amino acids)
Biological process (GO): proteolysis; apoptotic process
Cellular component (GO): cytoplasm
Source: RefSeq, a predicted model, not a curated record